Messenger RNA from Caenorhabditis briggsae, 687 nucleotides. The record is from RefSeq and is a predicted model, not a curated record. Gene Ontology annotation, cellular component: mitochondrion. Gene Ontology annotation, biological process: tetrahydrofolate interconversion; folic acid-containing compound biosynthetic process. NCBI's taxonomy places the organism in Eukaryota, Metazoa, Nematoda, Chromadorea, Rhabditida, Rhabditidae. Gene Ontology annotation, molecular function: 5-formyltetrahydrofolate cyclo-ligase activity. The transcript is spliced from 4 exons. The coding region runs from base 1 to 687 and encodes 228 amino acids.
AUGAGUGUAGUGAAAGAGAUGAAAGCUGAACUUCGACAACUUAUGAAGAAAGUGCUUGACAAGAUUUCCGUAGAAGAAACAAAAGAGCAGAGUGAGGCCGUUUUUCGGAAAAUUAUCGAUUCGAAAUGGUUCCAAGAAAGCAAAAGACUAUCAGUUUAUGUUAGUACAACUGGAGAAAUUCAAACUGAUUUAAUUAUAAAAAAGUCAUUAGAAAUGGGGAAAGAAGUUUUCAUACCUCAGUUCACUAAAGGAUCAGUUGCAAUGGAGAUGGUACGCCUUCCAGAUCAAAAAUCAUUUGAUGAUCUGCCAUCGACUUUAUGGGGAAUUCGGCAACCAGAUCCGAAAUGGAAAUGGGAAAGCUACCAUAUGACAGAAAUUUAUUAUCAAAUGACACCAUUCUCGUUUCUAUCAUCUUUCCUUCCGUUCCCUCUCCCUCUCUAUUCCCUUCUCUUUUCCCCCAUCUGUUGCUUCUUUUCUCAAAUAUCCGUUGACCAUAUGGGUUUGAGGUGUGUGGACACGUUUCUUUUUCAUUCCAUCUUUCACUCUCGCUCUCUUCAUAGUAAUAAUACGGUUCUUUGUCCGCCCGUUUGGGUGGCGAUCGUGGUACUGAAUAAACAUAACUACACUGCUCAGUGUAUGAAAUAUGGAGACAUAGAGAUGUGCAUCGCGUGUUCAGAGAUACUGUGA